Messenger RNA from Etheostoma cragini (Arkansas darter), 313 nucleotides. RefSeq names its product histone H3.3. Gene Ontology annotation, molecular function: protein heterodimerization activity; structural constituent of chromatin; DNA binding. The annotation marks the transcript as partial. The record is from RefSeq and is a predicted model, not a curated record. Lineage: Eukaryota; Metazoa; Chordata; Actinopteri; Perciformes; Percidae. The transcript has a single exon. Gene Ontology annotation, cellular component: nucleosome.
UCCACCGAGCUGCUGAUCCGCAAGCUGCCCUUCCAGCGCCUGGUCCGCGAGAUCGCCCAGGACUUCAAGACCGACCUCCGCUUCCAGAGCUCCGCCGUCAUGUCCCUGCAGGAGUCCAGCGAGGCCUACCUGGUCGGCCUGUUCGAGGACACCAACCUGUGCGCCAUCCACGCCAAGAGGGUCACCAUCAUGCCCAAAGACAUCCAGCUGGCCCGGCGUAUCCGCGGAGAGAGGGCUUAGACCCCCUCCCCUACCGGACCUCACUCUCAUAAAGGCUCUUUUAAGAGCCACACACAACCUUUAAAGAGCAAAC